AUGAACAAAAUUGAACAAUUUUAUACUGUAACUGAACAAGAUCAACAAGCUGCUCAUGAAUUAAUUCAGAAAUUAAAUGAAAAAUGUAAAGAAAAAGGAAAAACACGAAAAUCUGCAUCGAUUAGAAGAUCUGAUUAUAUUCAUCAACCUUCGGGAUUAGCUGUUUCAUCUUGGAAAAUGAAUGAUUGGGAUUAUAAAAAAUGGGAAGUUCUUACUCCUGCCAGAGGUCUGUUCACGAGACAGACUGAUGCACAUCGAUAUGAAAUUGUUAUACGUGGAUAUGAUAAAUUUUUUAAUAUUGACGAAGUAGGAAAAACAAAGUGGACUUCUAUUCUCGAAAACACAAAAGGUCCUUAUGAAGUUACCGCCAAAGAAAAUGGUUGUAUCAUUUUUAUUGGUGGUCUUCCCAAUGACCAAAUAAUAGUUACUAGUAAGCAUUCAAUGGGUGAACUUCAAAAUGUAGUUGCACAUGCUUUGAAAGGUGAAGAAUGGCUUGAUAUGCAUAUAGAACAAGUUGGGAAAAAUAAGCGAGAUCUGGCGAGAUUUUUAUACAUAAAUAAAUUAACAGCAGUAGCUGAGCUUUGUGAUGAUUCUUUUGAGGAACAUGUGUUACCAUAUACUUUUGAACGUCGCGGUCUCUACUUACAUGGAUUAAAUUAUAAUACUAUUGAUUUGAAAACUUGUCCUAGCGAAUAUGUUAAUGAAUUUGCAAAAGAGUGGGGCUUUAUCCCGAUAAUAUAUUAUAUCAAAAAUAGUCCUGAUGAGGUUAAGGAAUUUACUGACCGGGUCAAACAAGACGGUUCAUUGGAUGGAAGGCCAAUUGAAGGUUUUGUAGUACGGACAAGUCUAAAGUCUACUGGACAAGAUUUCUUCUUCAAAAUUAAAUAUGAUGAACCUUAUCUCAUGUAUCGUGAGUGGAGAGAGAUUACCAAAGCUCUUAUAAGUAAGAAGCAACCAAGAUAUAAAUAUAAUACCAGUAAACUUUAUAUUGAUUGGGUAAAAGAAAAAAUUCGAACCGAACCUGGCCUUUUCAAAGGGUAUCAACAGAAUCAUGGAAUUAUUCAUGUAAGAGACCUAUUCUUAGAACAUUUGAAUAAAGAAGGCAAAUCUCAAGAAGAUAUACCAGAAAAGAACGAAUCAUUUAGGAAAACUCUGUUAGUUCCCAUUGCGACUAUUGGGUGUGGUAAAACAACGAUCGCACAUGCACUUGCAUCAUUGUUUAACUUUGGUCAUGUACAAAACGAUAAUAUAACUGCAAGGAAUACACGUUUAGAAUUUCAUAAUAGCAUCAUAAGGGAAUUUGAAAAUAAUGAUGUUGUGUGUGCAGAUCGAAACAAUCACAUUCGGAUACUUCGCAGCACUUUGAUGGAAGCUGUUUCGAAAUCCUAUCCAAAUAUUCGCGUUAUUGCACUUUAUUGGAAUCACAAUAUUAGUCAUGAUGAGAUCCUCAAAAUAACUUCACAGCGUAUCGAACUACGUGGAGAUAAUCAUCAGUCACUUACACCAGAGAACCCUAAUUAUGAAGGCGUAAUUCGGAGCUUCUUGAAUGAUUUUGAGCCGCUAGAUAUUAAUAAUGAUGAGAAUUUUGAUCAUGUCAUUGACUUGGAUAUUCAAAAAGAUGUGAGAACUAAUCUUCUACAUGUUAUAGAAGAGCUACAUUCGAUACUUAAUAUAGAAAUGCCGGACAACUCAAAUAUUGACGCAGCUAUUGAAUCUGCAAUAAAUUAUAAACCCACCAUUCGUAAGCUUGUCGGCCAUAAAGGUUCAAAUCAAAAGAAAGCCUCGAAAUCCAACUUACCUCCACGGCCACGUAAGCCUCUUUAUUAUGGAAUCUCACUAGAAUACGAUUUUAAUAAAUUCCUGAAACAAUACUUCGAAGAACAUUCAAAUAUAGAUCCGAGGACUUUUAUAAAACUAAGUCAAAAAAACCGUAUUCCUAAUGAACAUCAUGUUACUCUUGUUUUCGGUGCAAAGAACAAAGUACUGUGGGAGGAAUACGAAGGAAUGUGUGAUCAACAGGUGCAGGUGUUUUUUGAUAAAUUAGUUUUCGACUCCCAUGUUAUGACACUAGUUGUCAAAAAAUUUGAACCUAUGUAUGUUAAAAGCACGAAUAAGGUGCCUCAUGUCACUAUUGGUACGGUCGACAGUUCAGUUAAACCUCGCGAGGCAAAUGAUAUGUUAGAACACGUUUUUGAUGACACAUCACAAGGAAAAAACAGGCAAAAAAGAGAGGAUAUAAAAGUUAUUUCUCUGGAUUCUGAUUUAAUAAUCUCGGGAAUUAUUAAAGCAUACUAUAAUUAG
Scutellospora calospora is the source of this 2301-nucleotide messenger RNA. The record is from the annotation of a GenBank genome assembly. Lineage: Eukaryota; Fungi; Glomeromycota; Glomeromycetes; Diversisporales; Gigasporaceae.